GUUAUUAACUUCGCGCGUGCGUGCCACGCACUUCACGUACUUGUACGUGGAAACAUUGUUGUUUACACAGAACACAUUAUUGCACUUCCCCAACGUGAAGAUGUCCAGAUCGCCCAUCACCUGUCACGUGCUUGACACCUCGCAGGGAAAGCCAGCGGCUGGAAUUGAAGUAAUCUUGCAGAAACACGAAGAGAGACCUGGGGACGCGUCCGUUUUUCGUCCUUUUGCAGCUAGCGAAACGGACGCGGACGGUCGGUGCAGCACCCUUCUGCCUCCUCGAGGAUCUGAAGAUGCCAAGGCAAAGAACAAAGAGGUGACUCCAGGCAUCUACAAGAUUGUGUUCAGGACCAAAUCCUACUUCGAUAAACUGAAUGUCAAAUGUUUCUAUCCUUAUGUCGAGAUCGUUUUCGAGAUCGCGAACGAGGAUGAGCAUUACCAUAUCCCUCUAUUGAUCAGCCCAUAUUCUUACACAACCUACCGCGGUAGUUGAUUUAUAUGAAUGAAAUUAAUACCGAAAC
This is a messenger RNA of Coniophora puteana RWD-64-598 SS2, 518 nucleotides long. Its product is annotated as transthyretin. The transcript has 4 exons. NCBI's taxonomy places the organism in Eukaryota, Fungi, Basidiomycota, Agaricomycetes, Boletales, Coniophoraceae. Gene Ontology annotation, molecular function: hydroxyisourate hydrolase activity. Gene Ontology annotation, biological process: purine nucleobase metabolic process. The coding region runs from base 101 to 490 and encodes 129 amino acids. The record is from RefSeq and is a predicted model, not a curated record.